Exaiptasia diaphana is the source of this 1245-nucleotide messenger RNA. Its product is annotated as G-protein coupled receptor GRL101-like. The record is from RefSeq and is a predicted model, not a curated record. Gene Ontology annotation, molecular function: G protein-coupled receptor activity; protein-hormone receptor activity. Gene Ontology annotation, biological process: G protein-coupled receptor signaling pathway. The annotation marks the transcript as partial. The transcript is spliced from 3 exons. Gene Ontology annotation, cellular component: membrane. Lineage: Eukaryota; Metazoa; Cnidaria; Anthozoa; Actiniaria; Aiptasiidae.
UUUAGAAACCUUCGAGGAAACAAACUUUCCAAAAUAUCUCAAUCUGUUUUCGCUGACCUUCAGAGUUUGGAAACGAUAAAGGUAGACAAAUUCAUUCACUGCUGCUAUGCUGAAAAAGCCAUAACUGGUGUGAAGUGUGAGUCCUUGGAAUCCAAUGAAUUCUCUAGCUGUGAUGACUUAAUGAAGAACACUGCUCUAAGAAUAUUCCUCUGGAUUCUUGGCUUAAGUGCACUGGUUGGCAACUUACUAGUCAUUUGCAAAAGGAUUUCCGGCAAAGAAAUGAGACGGAACACUAACUCUCUGUUGCUGACAAACCUUGCAAUUUCAGAUUUCUUAAUGGGAGUUUACCUGAUUACCAUCGCAUCAUUUGACGUCAAAUGGAAAGGAGAGUACUUCAGACAUGAUGUACAUUGGCGAUCAGGAGUUGGGUGUCGCAUAACGGGAAUGAUGUCGAUGCUUUCAAGCGUGGUGUCUGUAGCUUUUCUGGCGAUUGUUACGUAUGACCGACUUAUCUGCGUUGUUUUUCCAUUCACUGUCAAAAGGCUCAGUUGGAGAAAAGCUUUGUGUAUCUGUGGCUGUGUGUGGAUUGUUGGUCUGGUGACUUCAAUCAUCCCGAUCUUUGAUUUUGAUUAUUUCCUAAACGACGAAGACGAUUUCGGUUUUUACGGAAGAUCUUCGGUAUGUUUGCCUGUACAGCUUUCAUCAGACCUUCAAGCGGGAUGGGAAUACUCGGUGGGGCUCUUCCUUGCAUUUCCAUUCGUUGCCUUYAYRUUUAUGCUWAUUGCUUAUAUYGCAAUCAUAAAGACAGUACAGAAGUCAGCAAAUGCAGUYCGAUCAACKGCUGUCAACAGAGAAUCUUCUCUAUCAAAGAAAGUUGCAUUCAUCAUCCUUACUGACUUUCUUUGCUGGAUGCCUGUUAUUAUCAUCAGUUUUCUUUCUAUUACCGGCAUCUACAGCGACCCAUCUAAACAAAUGUACGUAUGGAUUGCAGUAUUUGUUUUGCCAAUCAACUCGUCCAUCAAUCCUUUCCUUUAUACCUUCUCAACUAUCACCAGCACACAAAAAAGCCAAGGACCCCCAAAAAGGUUACCGAAAUCUACAGAGAACACUUCUGAACUUCAUAGCGCAAAAUCUGAGAUAAAGAAGAGGAUAAAGAUUUCCUACAGAAUACACCUGGUAGAAAAAGUUGACAUCCAAACAAACUUUGACGGAGUGGUUAGUAAACCAAAGCUAAUUAUUACAUGA